GACAAACAACUACUGGUCACGUAGCGUAGAAGGUCGACUUUGCUCGUAUAAAUGACGGCCAUUAAAGGCCUAACGUAGCAUGUGUGUCGCUUUGUACGAUUAUUAGCCUUUGAAGUCUGCUAGCUAGACAUAGCAACGUCACAUUUUAGCAUAGCUCUUACUAUACGAAGGCUACUGCGCUCUUGUUCAACAGCCAACCACAAUUGACAUGUCAUUAAUGUUUAACCUACAAUUUGAUGAAUUGUGCCAGUUUAAACUCGUCUUGAGAAGCCAAAUCGUUUUUUUGUCACGCUUGUACGUUAGUUAGCAUGCUAGCUUCAGUCUGUGUGUCAGUGCCAGUGUUGCUGGCCUUUCGUGGCUCUCUUACAUAUCAUUUAGCCAAAAUUAAAAUUUAAAGGCCUACUGAAAUGAGAUUUUCUUAUUUAAACGGGAAUAGCAGGUCCAUUCUAUGUGUCAUACUUGAUCAUUUCGCGAUAUUGCCAUAUUUUUGCUGAAAGGAUUUAGUAGAGAACAUCGACGAUAAAGUUAGCAACUUUUGGUCGCUAAUGAAAAAGCCUUGCCUGUACCGGAAGUAGCAGACGAUGAGCGCGUGACGUCACUGGUUGUAGAGCUCACAUUGUUUACAAUCAUAGCCACCAGCAGCUAGAGCAGGGGUCGGGAACCUCUUUGGCCGAGAGAACCGAGAAGCCAAGUAUUUUAAAAUGUAUUUACUUAAGAGCCAUAUAAUAUUUUUUUAACACUGAACAUUACUAAGAUUGUGCAUUUUCAAGUAAGACCAACAUUUCUAGAGUAUGAUAGGUCACUUAUUCUUUGCAAUAACAUUGUUAUUCUGAUGCAAACUGUUGAGUUAUUUUUAACACUAUGAUUAAAAGUGGAAGUAUUCAUUACUUAUCGUGUCAAGCAAUGUCAGCUCAGAUUUAUCCGAGAGCCUGAUGUAGUCAUCAAAAGAGCCACAUCUGGCUCGCGAGCCAUAGGUUCCCUACCCCUGAGCUAGAGAGAUUCGGACCGAGAAUCGGUUAAUUAAUUUGAGCGAGGAUGAAAGAUUCGUGGAUGAGGAUAGUGAGAGUGAAAGACUAGAGGAAGAAAAAAAGACGAGGGCAGCGGGAGCGAUUCAGAUUAGACACAUUUACUAGGAUGAUUCUGGAAAAUCCCUUAUCUGCUUAUUGUGUUACUAGUGUUUUAGUGAGAUUAUAUAGUCAUAUCUGAAAGUCGCAGGGGUGUGGUGACUGCCAGUGUUUAUGAGGGAAGCCAUGGAGGAGCCAAGAAAGUCGCAGCUGCCUCUUUGACAGCUGCAGGAGCAACGACACAAGCUCCGCUCAUGUUUACGUUAAGAUGAAUAAGGAAGUAAUGUCACGUGUGGCGAAGAAGAGGCAAGCAGACCCUAAGGUGGUCCAGUAUGUGUGGGCCGCCAUAGAAGUCAUCCGCAACCAGAAGCAGAUCGCCAACAUGGACCGCAUCUCCAAGUACCUGAGCCGCGUGUUCAAUAUGCACCCCAAAGAGACGGCCAGACAGCUGAGCCUGGCCGUGAAGGACGGCCUGGUGGUGGAGACCCUGACUGUGGGCUGCAAGGGUUCCAAAGCUGGCAUUGAACAAGAAGGCUACUGGCUUCCUGGCGAUGAAAUGGAGUCUCAAGCGGAAGGAAGCAAGGUUGGGGAGGGGGAUCAAGCCAACAUCUCCUCUGCUGUGUGUCCUCCACAGGAGUGGGAGCCUGAGAGCCAUGACUGGUACUGCUUUCAGUGUCACUUGCCGGGCGACGUGCUGCCCUGCGACAAUUGCUUUCGUGUCUUCCACCUCAAGUGUUUGCCAGAGGAGGGCAGGCCCCACGACGCCGGGUCCCACUGGCAGUGUGUGGUCUGCAGGGGAAGUAAAAAGAAGAACCUGAACAAGCAGGAGAUGUGCAAAUAUCUGCGCUUCAUCGUCCAGCGGAUGAAGGAGAGGGCUGUGGACUUGAACAAGAAAGGCAAGGACACCAAACAUCCCAUGUACAGACGACUCAUCCACACGGCGCUGGACGUCUCCAACAUACAGGAGAAUCUGUCCGAGGGCAAUUACAAGAACUUUGAGGAGUUCAAGGCCGACGCCCAGUUGAUUGUUCACAACACGGCCAUCUUGUACGGAGUUCACAGCGACCAGGCUGAGAUCGCACGGCUGCUCUUUAGUGACACCUGUCAUGAGCUGAACGAGCUGUUGCUGUGUAAGAACUGUUUCUACCUGUCCAACGCUCGCCCUGACAACUGGUUCUGUUACCCCUGUAGUCCAAGUCAUGACCUGGUCUGGGCCAAGAUGAAAGGUUUUGGCUACUGGCCUGCCAAAGUCCUGCAGAGAGAAGACAACCAGGUGGACGUACGCUUCUUUGGCCACCAGCAUCAAAGGGCGUGGAUUCCUGCAGACAACAUCCAGGACAUCAAGGUGAGCGUGCAGCAGCUGCAGGUGAAGCGUAGCAGUGGGUGGAAGAAGGCCUGCGACGAGCUGGAGGUCUACCAGCGCUUCCUGAAGGAGGGUCGCUUCUGGAAAACCAAGAUUGAGGAUGCCGGCCAACCGAGCCAGCGGAAGGCAUCUCCAAACGAGAGCGACGGCGGCGGGAGGACGGAACAGCCGGAGCGAAACGACGAGGCCGAGUCCAGCAUCUCGUCCACCAGCAACGAGCAGGUCCGACAGAUGAAAGGCAGCCAUGAGCCGAAAGCCAAGAAAAGUCGUCGAACUCAACAGGUGGAACCCAAAGAAGAAGCUAGCGACCCAGAACCCGAGAUGGAGGCGGUCAGCUCCAGUCAGGAGAUCCCCGUGUCGUCGGCGCCACCGCAGCCUGAGAGGCUGUCGGUGUCCACACAGACCAAGAAGGCCAGCGGGGGGUCGCCUCGCACGCUGCACCGCGGCACGCAAACCGCCUCCGACGGCGCCUGCCAGAAUAUGUGCCACGAGAAAUACACCAAGGUGUUCAGCGACGUCAAGGAGAUGAUGAAAGCCGACAACAAGAGGGAGACGGAGCGAGUGGUCCGAGAAGCUCUGGAAAAGCUGCGGGCGGAAAUGGAGGAGGAGAAGCGGCAGGCAGUGGGCAAGGCGGUGGGCGGGGCUCAGGCGGAGAUGGAGAGGAAGUGCAAGCAGGUGAAGGACAAGUGCAAAGAGGAGCUGGUGGAGGAAGUGAAGAAGCUGGUGAGCCAACACAAACAACUCAUCUCGCAGACCAAGAAGAAACAGUGGUGUUACAACUGCGAGGAGGAGGCCAUGUACCACUGCUGCUGGAACACCUCCUACUGCUCCAUCAAGUGUCAGCAGGAGCACUGGCACGCCGACCACAAGCGCACCUGUCGCAGGAAGAGAUGAACUAGCCUUACCCUCUCAGCACGCCAUUGGAUUUUAGCCCCUCCGGUCGUCAGUGACUUUAACACACACACACACACACACACACACACACUGACCUUCUUCCUUUGUAACUCCCAUCUUUUAAACAUUGUAUCAUUUUUUUUAUUUAAGGUGAUUUUUCUGCCGAUUUCAUUUCCUUAAAUGUAGUUUCUGUCACAGAGUUGUGUGACAGAAUGUUAUUUAAGCGUGCAGCAUUAACUUCUUUCCUUUUUUUAAAGAAAAACAAAAAACUAUUUCAAGGGGAUAUAAAACAAAAUGUGAAAAAAGACGACAAUGAGCCGACGACACAGCACCUUUUUUUAAUCGGAUCAUUUAUUGGGGACAGGGUUGCGAAACAAAUCUUAGAAUUUAUUAUUAAAUGUUUUACUUUAUUGUGCAUGUUUUCUUAAACUGCACAACGUUGUUCUAACAAUGUUUUGUUUUUUUAAACAUUCGUCUCCAUGGUAACACUACAGUAAGAUAAUCACCAUGUUAAACCAAAUGACAACCUUGAUGCUGUUCGUCCAUGGCGUCACCAGGUGGCGCCCUAAACCUCUUCAAAGUGUUUCCUCUGUGAUGAAGACUGACUGAAUAGGACUUUUUUUAAAUGUUGUUACCAUAACUCUUCUAAUAGGGCCACACCAUGACAAUAACGUCUGCUUUUAUUGUGAAGUGUGUGUCAAGGCCUUUCCAAGCCAAGUCAGGAUGCUGAGACAGGAGCUGUUAUUGGAAGAUUUGCAUACACGGUCAAGCUUUUUUUUUUUUUUCCGUCUUUUGCAUCCUGUCAGCUUCCUGGAAGUUGUCAACUUCCAACUGUAAAUCAGACUUUUCAGGACUAAAUGUUGCGGCGUCUGGGGUCUUCAAGGCCGUUGCACUACAUGUAAAUAACGUGUCCUGCGUCCUGUCUGUUAAUGACGUCACGCGUGCUUGUAUCAGCCUCCUGUUGCCAUGACGACCUGCUGCUCUCCUCUUGGUUUUGACCUUUCUCUGUUGAGUACCUGGUCCUCUUCCACCCGUUAGUCCAGCGUGCACGUGCAUGAGGAAGACCGCGCCUUUUCAGCAUCCUCGCCUUCGUUUGAUUGAAGACUUAUGCAAAGUGAGCACAAAGUGUUUUUGUUUUUUUUAGUUUUGUAAUGCAGACUGCUCAUUGUUUUAAAGACUUUGUAGUAAGCAUAAAGACAAAGUUAUACUCGUCACAUCUUUCUGUUGCUCUAGCUAGCAAUAUGUAUAUAAUCUAUUCUAUGUGCUAACAUGGAGCAAAUAAAUGUAUCACCAAGUCUCA
Messenger RNA from Nerophis ophidion (straightnose pipefish), 4621 nucleotides. It is a transcript of the gene zmynd11, whose product is annotated as zinc finger, MYND-type containing 11. Gene Ontology annotation, molecular function: transcription corepressor activity; DNA binding; protein binding. The transcript has 16 exons. NCBI's taxonomy places the organism in Eukaryota, Metazoa, Chordata, Actinopteri, Syngnathiformes, Syngnathidae. Gene Ontology annotation, biological process: regulation of transcription elongation by RNA polymerase II. Bases 1333 to 3321 code for a protein of 662 amino acids. The record is from RefSeq and is a predicted model, not a curated record.